Molecule: messenger RNA, 670 nt
Organism: Pseudopodoces humilis (Tibetan ground-tit)
Lineage: Eukaryota; Metazoa; Chordata; Aves; Passeriformes; Paridae
Gene: DAPL1
Product: death associated protein like 1
Biological process (GO): cellular response to amino acid starvation; apoptotic signaling pathway; negative regulation of autophagy
Molecular function (GO): death domain binding
Source: RefSeq, a predicted model, not a curated record
CCUGCCCUGCCCUACCCUGCUUGGUUCUCGGCGCUCCCGCUCCCACCAUGGCGCUAAGGAGGGGUAUCCCACCGGGCCGGCGCCAUCCCGCAGUUAAAGCUGGAGGUAUGAGAGUGUCUAAAAAGCAAGAAAAUGGACCUGUUGAGAAAAGUACUAAACCUCCAGGAAAAGAAAAGUCAAGUGCUAUUGUCAGUUUUGCAAAACCUGAGAACAUGGGUGUCUUGGUAGCAGAAGCACUGAACAAACUCCUGCCCUGUGUCUCAGGCUGCUGGUGCAGACUCACACCUGCCCUUUGGAAGAGCUGAUUUUACAAGCAGCUCUUUGGUUUGCAUGGUAAUCUGAAGACCUGACAGUUAUCUCUCUGUUACAUUCUUGCAGUCUUCAGACUCUGAAGCAUACAAGAGUUCCUCAUCCCUAGAGCUCAAUAAAACAUCAGUUGCAUAAUUGCAACACAAGCCUUUUUUCAACAGUUGUGUUUAUAUCUUUAGCCUGUAAAUCUUGAAUUUUUGCUUAGACUUUUUUAAGGAGAACAGAUACAACUCAUCCUCUUCUCUUCUACCUGUCCUCAUCUCCUCUGUUCUGACACACUGUUUCCUUCUCCUGUUGGUUUCCAGAAUCAUGUAUAUAAAGCUUCCUUGCUACUUUAGAAUGUGAUAAUUAUCUACUGUAA